This is a messenger RNA of Papaver somniferum (opium poppy), 1014 nucleotides long. Its product is annotated as F-box/kelch-repeat protein At3g23880-like. NCBI's taxonomy places the organism in Eukaryota, Viridiplantae, Streptophyta, Magnoliopsida, Ranunculales, Papaveraceae. The coding region runs from base 1 to 1014 and encodes 337 amino acids. The record is from RefSeq and is a predicted model, not a curated record. The transcript has a single exon.
AUGUUUACUGACAAGGACCCAUGUACCGGUAGGCCUUUGAUAUACUCAAUAGAUUAUGCUUCAAUUACAUCAACACCAGAUGUAUCAUGUGAUUAUAUAGAUAAUGCAGCUGUUCUUCUGGAUACCCCGUUUGAAUACGAGGAAGGUUUGAGUAUUAGCGUUUUGGGUGCUUGUAAUGGUCUCAUUUGCUUUGAUAUUUCUAUUAAUAAAGAGAAGAGCAGUUGUAUUUGGAACCCAGCAACUAGAGAAUAUAAGAAAUUACAACGUUCUGAUUCUGGUAACAAUUAUCUUUGUAGAGCCGGGUUUGGUUACGAUAUCAAAACUGGAGAUUACAAGAUUGUAAGAAUUCCAUAUUCUAAAAUACCUGAUUACUGUGAAGUUGAAGUAUAUACAUUUGGAUCACAUUUGUCAAAAACUACUCAUGCCUUCCCUUACGAUUUUCCAGUUGAUGUUGCAUUUUGCUGUGCUUUUCUCAAUGGAGCGCUGCAUUGGACAAGAAGUAUUCCCCUGGAAGAUACCUCCAAUUGUAUAGUCUCUUUUAAUAUUUCAAAUAAAAAACUCAUGGAUGUGCCGUUACCAGAAAAAAGUAUAAUAGAUCCAGAAGAUAGCAACAGGGUGGGGGUAUUGGGAGACUGCCUUAGUUUAGUUUUAGUCCACAAGAGUCUGGACAGAGCUGCUGAAGUAUGGACAGUGCAGGAUUAUGGAGUGAGAGAAUCUUGGACUAAACUAUUCACCACUACUCAAAAACCAAUUACCAAAUAUACUUUUUUGUCUAUACCAAUGCUGUCACUUAAAACUGGUGAAAUUCUGAUAUAUAGUUAUGACGGUGUUAUCUUAUUCGACCCAAAGAAUGAAAAAGUUGGAAACGUGAGCAGUUUUUUCCAAAAAAGUGCAUUUUCUGACCGUCUUCUUAUGAUGAUGAUAGCUCAUCCUGAGAGUUAUGUCGAGAGCCUGGUUUCGCUUAACUCGGGUACUUAUGUGAAGAAGCCUAUAAGGGAUAAAACAUCGAGGUAA